AUGAGCCAGAUGCUGAAUGUACUGACGAAGACAGUGAUGUUCUCUGUAAUAAUUGUGGAUGUUUGUUCAGAUGAGAAGCCCGAUAAAGCUUUGAAUGGCGAGGAUAAGGGUGAUUCAGGGGUCGACACUCAGAACAGUGAAGGAAACGCUGAGGAGGAAGAUCAUCUCGGACCAAAGUGCUACUAUGAUAAAUCCAAGUCCUUUUUUGACAACAUCUCCUGUGAUGAUACAAGGAAGGCGGCCGAGAGGUCUGGAGGAUCAGGUUUCCCCCGAGAGAGGAGGAAUACCUGGGCAGAAGAGCGGCGGAUGAAUGCAGAGACGUUUGGCAUCCCGUUAAGACGGGGUCGCGGAGGCUUCAGAGGUCGUGGCGGCAUGGGCUUCAGAGGGGGCCGGGGCCGUGGAUUCAGUCGGGGGUCGUUUGGAUCAUACCCUGGAGGAAGUGGGUUUAGAGGAGGAUUCAGAGGAAGUCAAGGAGGAAGAGAGUUCUCAGAUUUUGAAUACCGGAAGGAUAACAAAAUCGCUGCAUAGUGAACACAGGAAAUGGAUUCAGAAGACCUGACUUGUGUGGGAACUGCGUUUCAGGUCACAACGUGGAGAUAAAUGUACGUGUUGUAAAUCUGUCACCAGCACUGGGGUUCGACUGCUUGAAACCUGGAUAUUAAAGAAGCAUCUACUCUAUUUCUUCCUGAGGAGUGGAACACAUGCAAUCUUUCGAAUUGUUAAUUUGAGAAUAAUAUUUCAAGAUGGAUUCAAAUAUAUUAUGGUUUCUGAGGGACUUUUUUGUUGUUGACCUUCCAUGCUCAACCUGAAUUUGAUAUACUGCUGCUUACAGCUAACGGAUUAUCUAUAACGACACAUUGUGAUGAUUUUGAUCACUGAAUGAGCUUUAUUUUUGACUUGAUUUGCUAUAAAGUAUCUUACAGUGUAUUUGGCAUCAGAAUAGACCGCCUGGAAGUGAUAUUACCAUAUUUUUCUAAUGUAAUUUCAUUCUUCAACCCCCAAAAUCACUAUUCCUGUAGUAAGUAGGGAUUUUUAAAAAAAAAAUAUAUAUAUAUAGAAACGUGGUACAUCUGACUUGGAUUUAUUUGGAUGUGUUCAUCCCUUGUAAGAGGUCUAUAGUUUAAAGUGAGCUUCCUCGAGCUUUGAGGCGAGUGUCAGUAUUGAUCGUUCACUAAAGGACAUUUUAGAUAAAAUGGAAAAAAAAAAGAAAAAAAAACACGGAAAUGCUGCGUUUGAGGGAAAUUACUUUUCGAAUAUGUAAUGGCACAAUUUCAACUAAAAUGACACGAUAUGGUCAACCAAUGCAAAGUGACUCAGCGAUAUGUUUAUAUAUUAUAUGGAUUUAUAUUUGAUGAGGUACACUUUGCAGCAUGUAGCACUUUGUAGCAGAUGUUCACUGAUGAGUGAAUGUCCAUCUUUACUUAGACAACAAUGCUACUCUGUGAAUCUACGAAAAUCUGUACUGCAGUUACUUUGACGACGUGUUUUGUCACUUUUGAGCUUUCGCCACUAACAGUUCUAUGGCUGUCGUUCAACAUCGAGGUCGUAUAUUCGUCACGUCGUAAAACUGACAUAUCUACACUGAGCCUAGAGCUCGCUGGGAAGUGAGUCGUUACGAUUCUUUUAGAUAUUUGAGAAGUUAAUUAAUUAGCGCUACUUCCUAGUGGGUCGUUUCUUCUGCUUUCUAUCUUUAAUGUGACCGGAAGCUGGAUAUGUUGUGUAGAAUUAUUAUGCAGGCGCCGUUUAGCUUUUCCCAUCUCUGCUGUGUUUAAUAAUCACUGACUGCACUAGCAUGAUGUCAUAGUGACACGUAACCUCAUGCAGCUUUACCUGACGUGCACAUCGUGAUGUCAUAUCCACACCUGUAGAUCACUCAAGAUGUCACUAUGUCGAGUUUUGUAAUCAACUUUAUUUUUGGUCUCGGACAUCUUUUCCUCGCAGUGAAUUGCUCAUGUUAGAUUGAUUUGUGUCACUAAAGUUGAAGGUUUGAUCUUUUAACGGGGCAGUUUUGAUUAUCCGUUCACUUCAGAUCUGGUUGUGUAGCGUAUGGUCAUGACAUCACUGCAAAAAUGUUUCGUCUUGUUAAAUGUUUGUUGAAACUGUUGGGAUAUUUGGGCAAGUUGAUGAUGAAAUAAACUUUGUUUUCAGAUUAUAUAUUAAAGUCUGUAAGACCCAAAACACUUUGAGUUUUGGUGUUUGUAUGAAAUAUCCUCUUGCACUUUUCAAGCUCUUAAAUUGAGAGAACAGACGCUUUGUUCCAGAAAUACACAUUUGAAUUUGACUAGAGUGAAUCAUCUGAAGCACAUGCAGUAAUGGAGCUGUGUGGAAUUAAUUGGUCAAUAUGAACAAUAUAUAGUAAAAUUAGGACCGUUACAGUAAAAGGAUCCAGCUUGUAUUAUUAGUUAGUUCGUUUAAUGCCCAUUUUAGAGACCAUGUAUUGCAGUUUUACAUUUGUGUAAAUUCCAGUUGUACAUUUUGUUCAAUGUUGGAACAGUAAUAUUCUCGUGUAAACAGGAAGUUGCUGCAUGCAGGUCUUGUCACAAACCACCAAUAUAGGCAGUGCUUGUGAGGCAAAUACUGUUCUGGAAAUGUCUUGUGAUAAACACACAAUCCUUCCUUCAGGGUGACACUUUCAUUUUGAACCUCAGCAUGGCAUCUGUUCAUAACUACAUGUAAAGAGGUUUUUACUAGAUGCAAGAAUAAAAUGUUUACUAUC
Messenger RNA from Megalobrama amblycephala (Wuchang bream), 2716 nucleotides. Its product is annotated as protein LSM14 homolog A-like. The record is from RefSeq and is a predicted model, not a curated record. Gene Ontology annotation, cellular component: P-body. The coding region runs from base 1 to 528 and encodes 175 amino acids. Lineage: Eukaryota; Metazoa; Chordata; Actinopteri; Cypriniformes; Xenocyprididae. Gene Ontology annotation, molecular function: mRNA binding. Gene Ontology annotation, biological process: cytoplasmic stress granule assembly; P-body assembly. The transcript is spliced from 5 exons.